CUUAGUUAAACUGUGGAUAUGAAAAUUUUUGGCUAGAUAUUUCAUUCGUAUGAGUCAAUAUGAUUAUAGAUCCUGACUCUCGCUCACGAUAUGACACCGUUCAAGAGGAGGAUGAUCAACCAGUGUAUUCCAGAACCUCGUUCAAGCUAGAGAUGGAAGACCUUGUUAGAAAUUCACUGCCCACUUUCCUAACGUUCCUAUUGCAAAGUUCGCUUUUACUAAUAAUUCCUAUUUAUUUCGCUGGAAAGCAGGGGAAGGAUGUGUUGUCCGCAUCAUCGAUGGCCAUCACCUUAUUCUAUAUUACAGGGCCAGCACUCGUUUUUGGAUUUUGUACCGCAGAAGAUACAUUGUGUUCCACUGCAUUUGGGGCAAAAAGCUAUACCAAAGUCGGGCUUUAUUACCAGAGAUGCGUGCUGAUUUUGCAUAUGAUGUUCAUUCCGAUUGCAAUACUAUGGGUCAACUCCGGCCCCAUGCUUAGGGUAUUUUCGCCAGAGCUUGCAGAUAUGUGUGUCCCGAUUAUGCGGCUCAUGGUGCUCGCUAUUCCGCCCUCAUCGUGUUUGAGUGCUCUAAGCGGUACUUGCUAUCCCAGAACAAGUUCCGAGCACCGACUAUGGUGUUGGCUGGAGCACUGCCUUUCAGUUUGAUAUUCCAUAUGGCGUUCAAGAGAUUUUAUUUGGGACCGGCAUUGUCGUUGGUGCUAACGUACUGGACCAUUUCCGUGUUGGUAGUCACGUACAUAUACUUUGACGACCAUCAAUGCUGGAACAGUGACUUGCGUCUUUCAGUGUUGCUACAGGAUUGGGGCCAGUUCUCCAUUGGCAUUUCAGGAAUCGUUAUGGUUUGUGCUGAGAGUUUUUCCUUCAGAGUUAUCACGCUUUUAUCUGCCAAAUUCGGUAGUGUAGAGCUGGCAUCUCAAACUGUGGUCACCACUAUCUCCAUGUUUCUCUUCCAAUUCCCGUUUUCCUUUGGCAUUUGCUCUUCCGUUAGGCUCGCUAAUUAUAUUGGAGCUCGCUCUCAUAACUGUGUGACAGUAGUGAGAGUUGCCACAGCAGCAACUGCUGUCAUUGGACUGAUAAACUUUAGUAUCAUGUUCUUCUUUCGAGGAUGGCUGCCACGUAUUUUUAGAGAUGACGAGGAGGUUAUUAAAUACACCUCCAACCUGCUCCGUGGUGUGGCUUUGAAUGAGUUCGGGGACGCAGUAAACGCCAUUUUUUCAUCCCUUUUGAGAGGCCAAGGCCGCCAAAAUAUCGGCUCAGUGUUGAAUCUGACGGCCUACUAUGUGAUUGCUAUUCCUCUGGAGUUGUUGCUUGGCUUCUACUUUGAGUUUGGAGUUCCUGGCUUGUGGGCCGGCUUGCUACUCGGGGAGCUCUUCCUGUCUGCAGCCGAAGUAUACCUAACGUGGUCUACAAACUGGGACGGGCUUAUAGAAAACAACCAAGCUCUUGUGUAAUUACUUUGUGUUAACCACUUAGUGUUAGCCACAAUCUGGUGAUACCAUACACUUUUUUUGGGCUUCGUCAACAGCUUCCGAGUACUUGUUGAUAGGGAAUUUGUUUGCGCUCACGAGAUCCAGCCUUAAAAUUCUAUUUUCAACCAGUUUGAAGAAGUCCUUGGCUUCCUGGCGCAAAUAAUGAACUUAAUUCUGAAACUAAGAUCAUUUGCGACAAUUGAUGCGUAUGGGAUACAAGUCCAUAUAAGCGCCGAGGGAACCAAAUUUGUGAAGAGUAACUGUAUCGGAAUCUAUAUCACCUGUCAAAACAACAGGAUGAACAUUUUUAUAGUUGGAUGUCAGUGUCUCAUGGACCGCUUUCUAUCUUCGUAAGGCAAAGAAUUUGGUGCCCAUUGAAGAAACCACAGCAACUGCAGUUCUGCUAAAUUUUCGGUUACAAGGGCCGAUAGCCACCAUCUCUCCUGGCCUUAAAUCCUCCAUACGCCACGAGAGGGAAGCUCAAGCCAGGAAUAAAGUCUGUAUCGAAAUUGACAGCCUCUUCAUUGACGGGGUAGCAGCUCUCAAUGUCCACGAGUGUCUAUUUCUACAAGUAGCCGUUUCUUUUGUACUCUUGCGCCGGUAAGGUUUUAAAUUCAUGAGUUGGACCAUCUGCAACCGACUUCACCAGAUAGUGGCCUUAAGCAUUUGUCGACUAAACUUCGGAAUCAAGAUGAACGAGCUGCAAUUUUUUUAUGGGUCACUUUCGAUCACUCUUCCCACGCCGGCUCUUCCUGCGAUGAAAGGCUCGGGAAGACUGAACUGUGGAAUCUUAGGUUCCCCGACUCUGCAUAUGAAUCACUUCCCAGAACACUAACUUCCACUUUUACCAGCACCCAGCCAAAUGCCACUUCCGGCACGGGAAAUUCUUUGAGCGCCACCAAGUACCUGCUUUUUUUAACAUUGUAUUCAAUUUACGUCUUGAUCUGGCUUUUCAGCAUAUUUAUUGUUCUCGACAAUAUAUAUCCCCGGAUUAUCAU
Molecule: messenger RNA, 2466 nt
Organism: Ogataea polymorpha
Lineage: Eukaryota; Fungi; Ascomycota; Pichiomycetes; Pichiales; Pichiaceae
Exons: 1
Coding region: 653-1450 (265 amino acids)
Biological process (GO): transmembrane transport
Cellular component (GO): membrane
Molecular function (GO): antiporter activity; xenobiotic transmembrane transporter activity
Source: RefSeq, a predicted model, not a curated record